UCUGUCAACUAAAUCGCUCUAUAAUCUCUGCGCAGUUUUCUGAAUGAAGUGUUUGUGUAAAUGAUUGUGGAACAAAGACUUUUACAUUAAAAUAAAUGAGGCUCGGAAGAGUUUCACUGUUUAGCAUUACUCAUGAGUACGGAAGAGACUCUUUUGAAUCUCGAUUUCGACAAAAUAAAUUCAGCGAUUGCGCCGACCGAUGACGGCGUGGUAUCUUUGUCCAGUAGUUCAGAAGAGAUUUGUUUAGUUCCUGACGUCGGCUUCGAAGGCAGCGUGGAUUCUCCAGGAGUAAACCGGGAGUCGCAGCCGCUCCUGGGCGGCCGCGGCGACUUCGAGGAAUCAUUUAAUCACUUUCCAGAUGACCCCCAGUUCAGCGAGUUGGUAUGGCAGGCGGAGGUGGCAAUUGACAGUGGAAUCUUCCCUGAGAGGAUAUACCAGGGCUCCAGCGGGUCCUAUUUCGUCAAAAACCCGGCGGGGAAAAUAACAGGCGUGUUCAAACCCAAAGAUGAAGAGCCUUACGGCAGACUGAACCCGAAAUGGACCAAAUGGAUGCACAAGUUAUGCUGCCCGUGCUGUUUCGGCCGCUCCUGUCUCAUCCCGAACCAGGGUUAUUUGUCGGAGGCUGGGGCCAGCCUCGUGGAUUCCAAGAUUGGCCUGAAAAUUGUGCCAAAGACCAGGGUAGUGAAACUAGUGUCGGAAACGUUCAACUACCUUCGGAUAGACCGCGAAAGGUCGCGACUGAAGCGGGCCAUCACAGAGCAAUUCCCUAAUCUGAGGUUCAACAGAAUGGGACUGCCGCCUAAGGUGGGGUCGUUCCAACUGUUCGUGGAGGGCUACAAGGACGCGGACUACUGGCUGCGGCGGUUCGAGCAGGAUCCGCCUCCGCCGCACGUCAUGAGGAAAUUCCAGCUCCAAUUCGAGCGGCUGGUGGUCCUGGACUACAUAAUUCGCAACACAGACCGCGGGAACGACAAUUGGCUGAUAAAGUACGAGGGGCCUUCCGCCGGCCAGCAGGAGAUCCGCAUGAGGGACACUUCGGAGUGGAGCGGCGAGGUGGCGCUGGCGGCGAUCGACAACGGGCUGGCGUUCCCGUUCAAGCACCCGGACUCGUGGCGCGCCUACCCCUACCACUGGGCCUGGCUGCCGCACGCCAAGCUGCCCUUCAGCCACGAGACCAAGGAGCUGGUUCUUCCGUUGCUGUCAGACAUGAAUUUCGUUCAAGAAUUGUGCGAUGAACUACAUUUAUUAUUUAAGCAAGACAAAGGCUUCGACAAGGGUCUGUUCGAGCGACAGAUGUCCGUGAUGCGCGGCCAAGUGCUGAACCUGACGCAGGCGCUCAAGGACAACAAGAGUCCCGUGCAACUCGUCCAGAUGCCCGCCGUCAUUGUGGAGAGGUCAAAGAGUGGAUCGACGUCUUCUCGCUUCUUCGACUCGUUCCAACAGCGGUUCCAGCACAAGUCGCCGUUCUUCUCGUGGUGGUGAUCACAUGUUAGGAAAUAUAUGAAAAUGGUGAUUGUUCCGUUACGGGCGCGUAAUAUUAGCUAACAAAUGUAUGUAUAAUUACUGUAUGUACGGCGUAGACUAGUAUUACAAAUUACUCGCAUAUGCUCGGACGACAAAGGUAACUUAGUCUGUGUAGAGAACUUAAGAAUUUAAUAAAUAAAAUUAAAACUGUCAUAAAUUCAAGUUUUGUAAAGUCCUACCUCAAUAACUGGAUUGAACUCGAAGUUUUAUCUUACUUUCGAUUAAAUCUUAAUUUAAUUUGAAACGAACAUUGAUUGCAAAUAAAAUUUGAAAAAAAAAAUACAAACUAAUAUGUAUACUUAUUAUCUUGACAAUAACAAUAAUGAACACAAAUAAUGUGGUAUAGGAAAAAUCUUAAUAAUAAACAAGUCUCUGUGAAGUAGCAUUUUUUGACAGCUGUCAAAUAAAUGAUAUGUGCUUAUUCUAUCUGAAUCCAAAUGUUUUUGAUAAGAGUAAAAAAUAUUUUACUGAAUUAACACACAAAAACACAAAAUUCUUCUUUGUCGACGUUUUAAAUUGUAGACAUGUCGGUAAGUUUGAGUCUACACUGACUAAGUUAUCUGUGCCCUUUAAUUUCCUUUUAGUUAAUUACAUUUAAAUUUAAUUGCAGACAUAACAAAAGUAGAAUUGAAUGAAGUUUGCGUUAUAUAUUUUUUUUAUUUUAUUUAAAAAAUUAUUGAUUGAUAAUAUAAUUCGGACCAAAUGUUUGAUCAAGUCAUCACUAUAAUUUGGUAGCUAGUAAUUUUAACUUGAUAAGGCAUAUAUUUGAAUAGUGUCGUCAAUAGGCGUUUCAGAAAUACGUGAAAACAAUGUCUUCAGGAUUAAAAAAAUAAUGGCUGAAUGUCUCACAAUUUCUUUUGCGCAGAAUUCACGUGCAGGUUAUAUGCUGUGAUCAUCUAAAUAUUUUUCUAUGUUUUUUUUUUUCAAAGUGAUAACCAUCUAGUGAUUUUUCAUUUAUGAAUAUGGAAAUUGUAUAAAUAUAACAUAAAACCUUGAGUUUUGGGAAAAAAAUAUCUGACAUUUUUAAUUUAUUUCAAUGCUAAACUAUAUCUUAAUUAUUUUUACACAAACUAUUCUACUAAUUAGGAAAAUUUAUCAACAAGCAUGUUAUCAACUUCUAAUCCUUUUAUAAUUAUCUGAGAAUUGCAGAGUAUCUUAUUUAUUUAACUAAUUUGUUGGUAAUAUUAUUCCUUGUUAGCCUAUUCAAUAAAUAAAUAAUAAAUUAUCUUUACUAGAUUUUUUCAAAGUUCUGGUCUAGCCUUUGGGUCGCGGAGAUCAGACUAGUCGCUCUAUGUGACCUAGCCUUGGUUAAUCAUCUAGGUUAGGAUCCCAGGCUCUGAAAUAACAUUGCGGGGAAACUUGUAUGAUAGAAUAUCAUUAUAAUAAGGCCCAGUGAGGCUGAAUGCACUUAAAAUGCAGUUGUCAAAGCUGUCAUGGAUCACUAUAGUAAAUACCUAUAGAAAGUACCUUCACUUAAUUCUGAAAUAUUGAACAAAUGUCCGAUUACAAAAGAAAAUGUGUAAAAUUCUGAAAUAACUAAUUCAGAAGAUUUAAAUCUGAUUUAUGAUUUGUUUACAAGACUAUUGUCUUUGUUAAAUAAAAUUAUACAAAAAGUUACAGAAAAACUUGUGAUGUUCACUAUUUCUUUAUUCGACUUGUAAAGUUAACAGAAUAUAGUACAAUUCUUCUAAUUAACUGUCCGAUUUUGUACAAGCAUGGAGAUACCAAUAGUCAUAUAAUUUAAAAUGUUUGAGUUUAACGAGCAAUUAGUUCAAUAGGUUAUAGGCCACACCACGGUGUACGCCAUCUUGUUUCGUUGCAACAAAAUGGCCGACGCCUUGGUGUUGCCAGUCAGUGGUAUAAAUAAUAUGUUAAUAUGUAUAAUCAAUUGUGAGAUGAAUGUUAUAAGUGUAAAGCGGUUUGUAUGAAGGUAUAAUUAAAAAUUAACACGUUUGUGACUUUUGUAUAUUGUUUUAUAUUUCUUCUUUAUAAAUAGUAAAGCUGAACGUAUUUUUUUUUCGCAAUCCAGUAUGUAAAUAUGUUGUUACAAAGAUUUCUAAACCAGUUGUAUAUAUUUUCUACUUAUAUAUUGUUUCCUUUUGUUUUUUAUUCCAUUAUUCUGUGAUAGUGUAUCGUUUUUAAGUUUGCAACUUCGUAUUUGAAUACUUUAACGAUAUUUUAAUAAUAGAUCCCGUACCAACUAUGAGAAAAAGAAAUUGAUUUAUUUUCAAAAUAAGAUACAAGUACUACUUAAUGACUUCAAACACAACAAACAAGUACCGCUUCCAAAGCGCAAGUGUAGAAGAAGCGACGAAACAAUCUACACUACAUCAUUCAAUAGAUUAAUUUUGUGUAUGGAACACCAAAAUGGUAUCAUUGAAGAUAUUUUAAUAAAUAAAAAGUAUAGCCAUACAGUGUUUAUGACAAUGUCAAUAUCAAUUCGCUCUCUUUUUGUGGAGAAAUAACUAAUUAUAUUUUUAAAUGUGCCAGGUCAGAAUCACAUUUGACCUCAGCCAAUCGGGCCUCUUUCUUUUUGUAAAAUAUUAAAUUUUCUCAAUGUUUAUCUCUAAUAUCACAUUCUUUUAUUUUUUCCAAAGAAAAUCAACAAAAUGAUAUCAUUUAGAAGGUGUUUAAAGAAAUUUGAAAAAAUUAUAUCAUGGCUAGAUGUGAUUCCGCCCUUGCGAAUAAUCUUCAUACAAACCGCAUUCUGAGUGAAAUCCAUGUAAAUAGUCUUAACAUUUUUUGUUCAAUGGUUAUUUCCUGUUUAUAUGUAUUAUUUAAUUUUGGAGAGAAAUAUAAUCACCAUUGCAUUUUA
This is a messenger RNA of Amyelois transitella, 4339 nucleotides long. RefSeq names its product phosphatidylinositol 4-kinase type 2-beta (gene Pi4KIIalpha). The coding region runs from base 133 to 1482 and encodes 449 amino acids. Gene Ontology annotation, cellular component: endosome; plasma membrane; lysosomal membrane. Gene Ontology annotation, molecular function: 1-phosphatidylinositol 4-kinase activity. The transcript has 11 exons. Lineage: Eukaryota; Metazoa; Arthropoda; Insecta; Lepidoptera; Pyralidae. Gene Ontology annotation, biological process: phosphatidylinositol phosphate biosynthetic process; endosome organization; Golgi organization. The record is from RefSeq and is a predicted model, not a curated record.